This is a messenger RNA of Sapajus apella (tufted capuchin), 2035 nucleotides long. RefSeq names its product serine palmitoyltransferase long chain base subunit 2 (gene SPTLC2). The record is from RefSeq and is a predicted model, not a curated record. NCBI's taxonomy places the organism in Eukaryota, Metazoa, Chordata, Mammalia, Primates, Cebidae. The coding region runs from base 84 to 1766 and encodes 560 amino acids. The transcript has 12 exons. Gene Ontology annotation, biological process: sphingosine biosynthetic process; ceramide biosynthetic process. Gene Ontology annotation, cellular component: serine palmitoyltransferase complex. Gene Ontology annotation, molecular function: serine C-palmitoyltransferase activity; pyridoxal phosphate binding.
UGGGGUGCGGAGCGGGACUUGGAGCAGCCGCCGCCGCUGCCACCGCCCACAGAACCUUCCUCGCGCCUGGUGCUGUCAGGACGAUGCGGCCGGGGCCGGGAGGCUGCUGCUGCCGCCGCCCGGUGCGGGCGAACGGCUGCGUGGCCAACGGGGAAGUGCGGAACGGAUACGUGAAGAGCAGCGCGGCAGCCGCAGCCGCCGCUGGCCAGAUCCAUCAUGUUACACAAAAUGGAGGACUAUAUAAAAGACCGUUUAAUGAAGCUUUUGAAGAAACACCAAUGCUGGUUGCUGUGCUCACAUAUGUGGGGUAUGGCGUACUCACCCUCUUUGGAUAUCUUCGAGAUUUCUUGAGGCAUUGGAGAAUUGAAAAGUGUCACCAUGCAACAGAAAGAGAAGAACAAAAGGACUUUGUGUCAUUGUAUCAAGAUUUUGAAAACUUUUAUACAAGGAACCUCUACAUGAGGAUAAGAGACAACUGGAAUCGGCCAAUCUGUAGUGUGCCUGGAGCCAGGGUGGACAUCAUGGAGAGACAGUCUCAUGAUUAUAACUGGUCCUUCAAGUAUACAGGGAAUAUAAUAAAAGGUGUUAUAAACAUGGGUUCCUACAACUAUCUUGGAUUUGCACGGAAUACUGGAUCAUGUCAAGAAGCAGCCGCCAAAGUCCUAGAGGAGUAUGGAGUUGGAGUGUGCAGCACUCGGCAGGAAAUUGGAAACCUGGACAAACAUGAAGAACUGGAGGAGCUUGUAGCAAGGUUCUUAGGAGUAGAAGCUGCUAUGGCGUAUGGCAUGGGUUUUGCAACGAAUUCAAUGAACAUUCCUGCUCUUGUUGGCAAAGGUUGCCUGAUUCUGAGUGAUGAACUGAACCAUGCAUCACUGGUUCUGGGAGCCAGACUAUCAGGAGCAACCAUUCGAAUCUUCAAACACAACAACAUGCAAAGCCUAGAGAAGCUAUUGAAAGAUGCCAUUGUUUAUGGUCAGCCUCGGACACGAAGGCCCUGGAAGAAAAUUCUAAUCCUUGUGGAAGGAAUAUAUAGCAUGGAAGGAUCUAUUGUUCGCCUUCCUGAAGUGAUUGCCCUCAAGAAGAAAUACAAGGCAUACUUGUAUCUGGAUGAGGCUCACAGCAUUGGGGCCUUGGGCCCCACAGGCCGGGGUGUGGUGGAGUACUUUGGCCUGGAUCCUGAGGAUGUGGAUGUUAUGAUGGGAACAUUCACAAAGAGUUUUGGUGCUUCUGGAGGAUACAUUGGAGGCAAGAAGGAGCUGAUAGACUACCUGCGAACACAUUCUCAUAGUGCGGUGUAUGCCACGUCACUGUCACCUCCCGUAGUGGAGCAGAUCAUCACCUCGAUGAAGUGUAUCAUGGGGCAGGAUGGCACCAGCCUUGGUAAAGAGUGUGUACAGCAGUUAGCUGAAAACACCAGGUAUUUCAGGAGACGCCUGAAAGAGAUGGGCUUCAUCAUCUAUGGAAAUGAAGACUCUCCAGUAGUGCCUUUGAUGCUCUACAUGCCUGCCAAAAUUGGCGCCUUUGGACGGGAGAUGCUGAAGCGGAACAUCGGUGUCGUUGUGGUGGGAUUUCCUGCUACCCCAAUUAUUGAGUCCAGAGCCAGGUUCUGCCUGUCAGCAGCUCAUACCAAAGAAAUACUUGAUACUGCUUUAAAGGAGAUAGAUGAAGUUGGGGACCUAUUGCAGCUGAAGUAUUCCCGUCAUCGGCUGGUGCCUCUACUGGACAGGCCCUUUGACGAGACGACCUAUGAAGAAACAGAAGACUGAGCCUUUUUGGUGCUCCCUCAGAGGAACUCUCCCUCGCCCAGGACAGCGUGUGGCCUUUGUGAGCCGGUUCCAGGAACCGCACUUCUGUGGCCAUCUCAUGUGAAAGACAUUUCCUCAACUACUGAAGGUGGCCAUCUCCACUCUAAAUGACAUUUUGUAAAUAGUAAAAACUGCUUCAAAUCCUUCCUUUGCUAAAUCUCACCUUUAAAAACAAAGGUGACUCACUUUGCUUUUUUGGUCCAUUAAAAAAACAUUUUAUUUUAUAACCA